Molecule: messenger RNA, 1200 nt
Organism: Jaminaea rosea
Lineage: Eukaryota; Fungi; Basidiomycota; Exobasidiomycetes; Microstromatales
Product: isopentenyl diphosphate isomerase
Exons: 2
Coding region: 97-903 (268 amino acids)
Biological process (GO): isoprenoid biosynthetic process; isopentenyl diphosphate biosynthetic process
Cellular component (GO): cytoplasm
Molecular function (GO): isopentenyl-diphosphate delta-isomerase activity
Source: RefSeq, a predicted model, not a curated record
CUCUCAUCUUCCUUGCCCUCCCAACAACUCCUCACAACGGCAACGACGGUCACUUCAACAGAGCAGGCUACAUCCUCCUCGUCAUCGGCUACGACCAUGCUCAACGGCACUGCGGCGCCCAACGGCAACGCUCCAUUGCCUACCGGCGAGGCUUCCUCCUCUGCAGCCGCCGAUGCCUCCUCCCUCGCCCUCGCAGGUCAUGACGAGGAGCAGAUCCGCCUUAUGGAGGAGCAAUGCAUCGUCGUGUCCAAUGACGACCAACCUCUGCGUGCCGGCUCGAAGAAGGAAUGCCACCUCAUGAGCAACAUUCUCCCCCCUCACUCCCUUCUUCAUCGAGCAUUCUCCGUCUUCCUCUUCCAUCCAGAGACAGGAAAGCUUCUACUCCAAAAGCGAGCGCCAGAGAAGAUCACCUUCCCGGAUAUGUGGACGAACACUUGCUGCUCUCACCCCUUGGCGGUCAAGGGGGAGAUGGAGGUCGGCGAGGAUUAUGUGGGCGUGAGGAGGGCGGCGCAGAGGAAGUUGGAUCAUGAGCUGGGGAUCCCAGCAGGGGACGUUCCCUUGGAGCAUUUCAAGUACUUGACGAGGAUCCAUUACUUGGCAGAGUGCAAGGGUGGCGUAUGGGGCGAGCAUGAGAUCGACUAUAUCCUCUUCAUCACAGCCUCGCCUACGCUGCGACCCAAUGAGAACGAGGUCUGCGACACCAAGUGGGUCUCACCUGAAGAGCUGCGAGUCCUCAUGGACGAGCUGGACCCAGAGGCCUUCACGCCUUGGUUCAAGCUCAUCGUCAAGCGAUUCCUCUUCCCGUGGUGGAAGCUGCUCCUCGAGAACAAGAAGGACGGUGAGGGGUAUAAUGCCGACAGUGUGGCGCAUCUGAGGGAUGAUGAGAUUCACAGGAUGGUAUAGGCCGCACUUGGGACGAGACGAUGAACAUCUCACGACGUAGCAUGGCAGCAUGCAGUAGCAGCAAUGCAGCAUAGUUGGUAGAGCAAGAGUCAACGGACAAUACACGAUACAUACCCCUCCCCUUCUGCCUGUUCCCUUCCUUCCCUCUACUCGACCCUCUGAAUUGCAAUGGCAUGACGCAGCGCUACCUCAAAGCCGUUGAGCCUUUCUGUCGAAAGACGCUCCCCACCCCUUGGUCUCUCCUCUGUCCUCUCGUGACCACCUCUUGUCCUCAAUAGCAUACUCGUCAUCGUCAUC